AUGAGGCCGUCGGGGCGGCCCCGGCGCGGGCCGGGACGAGGAGCGCAGCGCGGCACCGCCGCCGCGGCUUUUAUGCGGCGGUGUCCGGCGGCUCCGCACCCCGGCGGCCGGCACUCCCCCUGCAACGCCCCGCAUCCCGGGAGGCGCGGGCAGGGCCGGGCGUGCCGCGCCGCCGCCGCCGCCUCGGGCAGGGGCAGGAGCAUCGCCCCGCUCCGGGCCCCUCCGGCCCCGCAGCCCCCACCGCCCUCCCCGACUCCACGCUGCCGGGUCGGAGCCCCGCGGGCACACGACGGGACCCCGCGGUGCUGGAGUUCACCCCCGUUCUCCCCCGAAGUAAACUCCCGCAGAACGAACACCGACGGAUCCAGCGGGGCAGUGAGCGAGCGGGCUUGGAUAGCGACGUGCAGCCUGCCUAAGCCAGACGUGCUCGGACCGCAAGCGCCGUCUCCAGCAGUGACCCCACACAGCCCGCUGGUCCCGGUGCCGCGGGAUGUUGCCCUUACAAACCGAAAGAAGCUCUCCUGGGUGCUCCGCGGCGCGGCGCGCGGUUUGUCUUCCGCAGGCGGCGUGCGGGCGCGGGGCCCCCCCAAGGUCGUGGACACGGGAGGGGGCUUCUUCCUGGAGGAGGAGGAGGAGGAGGAGGAGCAGCGCGGCGCCGCCGAGAGGAUCGUGCAUCCCCCCGCGCCCGUGCUAGAAUUUGACUAUCUCAUCUGUGGAGACUGUGGCAAAGAAUUCAUGGACUCGUACCUAAUGCAGCACUUUGAUUGGGCCACGUGUGAUAAUUGCAGAGAUGCUGAAGAUAAACAUAAGCUCAUCACAAGGACAGAAGCAAAAGAAGAGUAUCUUCUGAAAGACUGUGACUUAGAUAAGAGGGAACCGGUGCUUAGAUUCAUUGUGAAGAAAAACCCUCAUAAUCCUCGGUGGGGUGACAUGAAACUUUACUUAAAACUGCAGGUAAUCAAGCGUGCUCUGGAAGUGUGGGGGAAUGAGGAAUCCUUGCAAGAAGCAAAGGAGCAGCGCCGUGACAGCAGAGAGAAGAUGAAACAGAAGAAGUUUGAUAAGAAAGUGAAAGAGCUUCGCCGUGCAGUGAGGAGUAGUUUGUGGAAGAAGACAGCCAGUAUCCAUGAACAUGAAUACGGACCAGAAGAAAGCGUUGAUGAAGAAACGUACAGGAAGACGUGUACUGUGUGCGGCCACGAGUUGACUUACGAAAAGAUGUAAUGUUAAUUUGUUUGCUGAAAUUCAUUACCAUCAUUUUUAAUCAUAUUCUUUAUUAAAGAAAUGGCAGUUAGGAACAAGCUGUUAGCAAGCUCCAUGAAUAAUACAGUCAGUUCUGUACAGAAGAAGGUUAGGCUUCCCAGCUACAUCUUAGGGGAGAGCAUGCACAUUUUUAACAGGCUGGAAAUGGCUGCCUUGUGGGAUGAGAAGUUGGCGUUUUACCCUCGUUUUACAUGCUGAUGAAAUUUAAACAAGGUAGAUUUCCCUCUACUCUUCCUUCAGUCAGAGCUGAAGGAAGUCUCUGUAUUUGCACCAGCUGUUAGCUGAUGUCAGCUCCCAUAUGUCUCAGGCAGCCAGUUCCUAAGCGCUGCCCAGGUGGUUGCAGAGUGUGCCGCCAGGCUGGCUCUCCCUGCGGGUGGAGAUGGAGACCUCCAGCUUGAUGGAGGGAGGUGUCCUGUUUUGGGAUUGUUAAAGCAAAGCACCGUGCUGAAACAUUCAGUCAGGUUGCUGCCAUAUUCUAUACUAUGAAGGCUUAAGUAUCCUUCACUGAUUUCUUUUCAAGUUUUGGACCAAAAAGAUGACUCUUAUAGUAAAAGCGUAUCUUCAUUUACCA
This is a messenger RNA of Centrocercus urophasianus (Greater sage-grouse), 1831 nucleotides long. RefSeq names its product XPA, DNA damage recognition and repair factor (gene XPA). Gene Ontology annotation, cellular component: nucleotide-excision repair factor 1 complex. Gene Ontology annotation, molecular function: damaged DNA binding. The transcript is spliced from 6 exons. The coding region runs from base 1 to 1221 and encodes 406 amino acids. NCBI's taxonomy places the organism in Eukaryota, Metazoa, Chordata, Aves, Galliformes, Phasianidae. Gene Ontology annotation, biological process: nucleotide-excision repair, DNA damage recognition; nucleotide-excision repair involved in interstrand cross-link repair; UV-damage excision repair. The record is from RefSeq and is a predicted model, not a curated record.